CUGGCAUUUCAAAAUUGCUGCAUUAGUUUAAUUCAUAAUUAAAUCAUGUCCAUCUUUUUUCCACUCCCCUUUUUGACAUUAGACCACAUAACCUUUCCAGUUUCGAUCCACCUCGUUUCUUCUCUAGCCAUUACUCUCUCUCUCUCUUCUUUCUCUCUCACUAUAUAUAUAUAUAUAAUCAUGAGCAGGUGGGAGAGCCAAAACUUGAAUUAGUAGAAGAAGAUAUACGGUAUAUAAGAUGGGGAGAGCGCCUUGCUGUGACAAAGCCAACGUCAAGAGAGGGCCAUGGUCGCCUGAAGAAGAUGCCAAGCUCAAGUCCUACAUCGAAAACCACGGCACCGGUGGCAACUGGAUUGCCCUACCUCCUAAAAUAGGCCUCAAGAGAUGUGGGAAGAGUUGCCGUCUGAGAUGGCUCAACUAUCUCCGCCCCAACCUCAAGCAUGGAGGCUUCACCGAGGAUGAAGAUAACCUUAUCUGCAGCCUCUACAUCAGCAUCGGCAGCAGAUGGUCUAUCAUCGCCGCCCAAUUGCCGGGAAGAACAGAUAACGACAUAAAAAACUACUGGAACACGAGGCUGAAGAAGAAGCUCCUCGUGAGGCAGCGGCGGCGCCAAUCGCAGCCCAAGAAACAAGUUCAAAAUUAUUCAAUCAUUAAUGGAUACAACCAGCUGCCUAUACUUGAUGAUGCAGCCACGAUGCAGCUGCCUGCUCUCGGGCCGCCUUUUUCUUGCAACACUACUCCCUUUCAUCACUAUGCUUGUGUUGAAGAUCAACAUCUCUACGCAAAUCCAUUGCUGAUGAAUCCUUCAGCGUCCACGAGCUUUGUGGAUGCCGGUUUUCGAGCAUUUGAUCGUAUGCCGCAAGAGAUGUUGGAUGGAUUUGACAUGAGUUGUGUUGUUGAUCAGGCUCCUGAGAUCUCCAGUUAUGAAGUUUAUCAGAGGAAUUGGGGGUUGUUAGGAUACUCAGAGUAGACAUUACCACUUCCUACAUCAAUGGUGCAUGUGUACAUUUUUCUUGGGGUUUCACUGCAGUGAUCUGUACUUGUUUUUAUUUAUUUAUCUUGUUUUGUUUUUCUGAAGAGGGUUUGUUUGUUCCUGUACUAUCACUUUCAUCAUCUAAGAUGCCUCUCUCUCUCUCUCAUAUGAAUUUCUUGACAUUUUGUA
This is a messenger RNA of Salvia miltiorrhiza (redroot sage), 1162 nucleotides long. RefSeq names its product transcription factor RAX3-like. The record is from RefSeq and is a predicted model, not a curated record. The coding region runs from base 239 to 970 and encodes 243 amino acids. The transcript is spliced from 3 exons. Lineage: Eukaryota; Viridiplantae; Streptophyta; Magnoliopsida; Lamiales; Lamiaceae.